Messenger RNA from Bufo bufo (common toad), 1988 nucleotides. It is a transcript of the gene TRMT1, whose product is annotated as tRNA methyltransferase 1. Gene Ontology annotation, cellular component: nucleus. Bases 81 to 1955 code for a protein of 624 amino acids. Gene Ontology annotation, molecular function: RNA binding; metal ion binding. The transcript is spliced from 17 exons. Gene Ontology annotation, biological process: tRNA N2-guanine methylation. NCBI's taxonomy places the organism in Eukaryota, Metazoa, Chordata, Amphibia, Anura, Bufonidae. The record is from RefSeq and is a predicted model, not a curated record.
CGUGACGCCCAGGCAUCCGCGCAGCAAGAUGGCGGCGCCCUUGUGUACAUGCUGUAGGUAGUGACUGAGAGGUACGUCUUAUGUUUGCCAUUGUUCCUAGGCUCCAUUCUCUUCCCCGUUUGACUUCCUUCUUCAAGAUUACAAAUCGAACAAGGGUUUCCACUCCGUUCAUGAUGGAGGAGGCUGCACCCACCCAGGACGAGACUGUUAUCACAGAGGGCAAAGCCAAGGUCCUCUAUCCCAGCGCCAACCAAGUGUUUUAUAACCCGGUGCAGGAGUUCAACAGAGACCUGACUUGUGCCGUCAUCACAGAGUUCGCUCGUAUGCAGCUGGCAGAGAAAGGAAUUGACAUUGUGGUGCCAGGAGAAAGGGAACAGCAGCAGAAGGUGGUGGUGGAUCUGUCAGACAACGGCGAGGACUGCGGAAUAUCUGCCCCUGUGGAUACGCCCGCUGCGGCAGAGAGACGCACGGUGACUGUCGGAGAGGCCUGUCCGGAGGGUCUGCGUGUUCUGGAGGGUCUGGCAGCUUCUGGCCUUCGUUCCAUCCGUUUUGCCCGUGAGGUUCCAGGGCUGCAGACCAUCGUGGCCAACGACUUUUCUGCCAGUGCUGUGGAGCUGAUCAAAAGAAACAUACAGUUCAACGGCGUGGAGCACCUAGUGACUGCCAGCUACAGUGAUGCCAGGAUGCUGAUGUAUAACAGGAUGGGAAAACAUGAUCGCUUUGAUGUUAUAGAUCUGGAUCCCUAUGGGAGCCCUGCCAUGUUCCUGGAUGCUGCGGUGCAGAGCGUCGGUGACGGAGGGCUGCUCUGUGUUACUUGCACUGACAUGGCCGUGCUGGCAGGAAACAGCGGAGAGACGUGUUACGGGAAAUAUGGCUCCAUGUCCCUGAAGUCCAGAUUCUGCCAUGAAAUGGCUCUGCGUAUUCUCUUACACAGCAUAGAUCUGCGCGCCAAUUGUUACCAGCGUUAUAUAGUUCCGCUGCUCAGCAUUUCCGCCGACUUCUACAUCCGCGUAUUUGUGAGAGUCUUCACCGGACAAGCCAAGGUGAAAAUGUCCGCCAGUAAGCGAGCCAUGGUGUACAAUUGUGUGGGCUGUGGAACGUACCAUCUGCAGCGUAUGGGGAGAGCUGUUGCUCAUGGAAACAAUAUGAAGUACUCUGCCGGGACAGGACCCCCCAUAGGAACCAGCUGUGAGUUCUGUCAGCAGAAGCAUCAGGUUGGAGGACCCAUCUGGGCUGAGCCCCUGCACGAUGUGACCUUCGUACAGAAAGUUCUGGUCGCCUCGGAGAGAUGUCCAAAACGCUUCAACACCUCCGACAGGAUAGAGGGAAUGCUGAGCGUGGUGACUGAGGAGUUGAAUAUCCCCUUAUAUUACACCAUGGACAACCUGAGCAGCACCGUCCGCUGUAACACACCCUCUCUGCUCCAGUUCCGGUCUGCCCUGCUGCAUGCUGGGUACAAGGUCUCCCUGUCACAUGCCUGCCAGAACGCCAUAAAAACGGACGCUCCCCCCUCCAUCAUCUGGGACAUAAUGAGAUGCUGGGAGAAACUGAACCCGGUGAAAAGAGAGAAACUGUCGGAGACCUGCCCGGCCUAUCACAUCCUCGGUGCAGAGCCCAGGAUUCAGGCUAAUUUUGAAAUCAGACAAGAUGCAAAUCCAAACUCACGGAAGUUGGGCUUGAAAAGAUUUCAGGAAAAUCCAGAGGCCUACUGGGGACCUAAAGCCCGAGCCAAAGCUGGGGGAGGAAUAUCAACGUCUCUGGAAGAAAGGAGGAAACAACAUCAGAACAAGAGAAAAAACACCAGCGAAGAUGCAAGCUUCAAACAGUUCGCAUGCAAGAAAUACAAGCAGGGUUCAUGUGACAUGGGCGACAGCUGCCGUUACUCUCAUUCCCUUGAGGCCUCUGAAAUGGAGUCGGAGGACACCCCUCAGUCAGACAAUACUACGGCCUCUUGAGGGCGCUGUGCUUUUAUAUUCAGCUGCUGCACG